Messenger RNA from Daphnia pulicaria, 1082 nucleotides. RefSeq lists its product as uncharacterized. The transcript has 4 exons. Bases 284 to 685 code for a protein of 133 amino acids. Lineage: Eukaryota; Metazoa; Arthropoda; Branchiopoda; Diplostraca; Daphniidae. The record is from RefSeq and is a predicted model, not a curated record.
UCGACUAGUCGCUGGCGUUUGGUGCCUGGCCGUUUUCAUCUUCGUCCAGGCCUACACGUCGACUCUCUUCACUUACGUCGUGACGCCAAUCAAUCACCCACUAAUCAAUUCCGUCUACGACAUAAUUAACAAUAACGACAUCAAUUUACUUGUCAAAGAAGAGGGAAUUGAAAAUAUUUUACGAUCGGCCAUUAAUGAGACGGGACUAUACAGGGCCUUACGAGCAAAACUUGAUUCCUUUCCAAAUUCUCGAUGCAAGGUGGUAUCGGACUGCAUCAGUUUGAUGACACCGAAAUCAAGAAAUGUUUAUGUCGAUGCAAUUAUUUACCUAAAGGAUGCAAUCAGAAGUGAUUAUCGAAAAACUGGAAAAUGCAACUUUGAAUUAGCAAAAGAAGAAUUCAUCGGAAUCAUGACAUCCUUUACUCUCCCGAAAAACAGUCCCUACACUCAAACUAUAAGCCGAGGAAUAUUGGAUCUGCACCAGAUUGGAUUGGUCGACUAUUGGGACACAUGGUUCCGCCCAAUGCCUCCGCAAUGUGACGGAAAACCCAAAAAUAGUGAAAAAGGAAAUAAACUUACGCCGCUUUCCCUGAACAAUUUGACCGGCGCAUUUAUAGUUUUAUUGGUUGGAUUGAGCCUUUCCCUUCUAACCUUUCUCUGCGAAAAAAUUCAUUUCCGUAAAUGAGCGUCGCACCGCACCCGCACAAGUUACGGAAGAACCCGCGCCCAUAAUCAAACGUUUUCAGAUGCAUUAAACAAUAGCCACUAACUAAUUAUCUGAACAACUUAGAUAUUUCCUUUAUUACUGCGGCCGUUACUUUUAACUAGAACUCGCACAUCCGCAUUCCGCCUCUUAUAUGUAGAAGCAACGUGAUGACGGACCUUAAAUAAAUACAAAAUAUUACUCAAGUGUAAACAUGAGCAUAAAAUAAUAUCUAAUCAAAUCCUAGCAAAUCAAAGAGGCGGCAAGGUUUGUUUCCCCUGUCUGAGUGAAACAAAUUUGAUAACAAACGGCGAAACGCUAUCAACUAGAUCAUUUUGAUCCAGUAGUAAUGAAGGCAAGAUAAGCUAAGAGUGAUAGC